CUCGCCGCGCUCGCAGCAGCGCCCCCCGCGCCUCCCGACCCGCGCCACGCCGCUCCACGCUGCGAAAGCACCGCGACGAGCUCCCGCUCGUGAAGCUCGCCUCCGCGACGGUCUCGCCCCCGCGACGGUCUCGCCCUUCCGAGCGCGCGCGCGCGUGCGACAGCCCCGCGAGCGCAGCACGGCGCGCGCCGUUCACCACGAAGCACAGGUCUCGGGUGCAGCCGGUGCGCUGCCGGGCGUCGCCCCCCUCGGCUCGGGCCUGCGGCGCGCCCGCGCGCGCGACUGAGACGGCGCCCUGGAUGAGUUGGCGACCUUGUCGGCGGCCGUGGAGGCGCAGGGCAAGGAUGACGCGGAGGCCGCGGACCCGCUGAGGCCCGAGGCCACGCGGGCCCCGCACCACCACCACCAGGGCGUCCGCGGCAUGGACCUCGACGAGAUCCUCCCGGACGUGGGCGAGUUCGGCGCCUACCAGCAGCUGCUGCUGUGGUUCGUGCUGCUGCCCGGCGUGCUGCCGUGCGGCUUCCACGCCUACAACCAGCUCUUCAUGGCCGCCAGCCCGCCGCAUUGGUGUCACGUGCCCGAGCUGGACGCGCUCAACAUCAGCCACGAGUGGGCGCGCAACCUCAGCAUCCCGGCCCAGGACCAGGGCGGCGGCUUCUCGCAGUGCCGCAUGUACCGCCGCAACUACACCCGGGUGGCGGCCGCCGUGGAGCAGGCGCUGGGCCAGGCCGCCGACGUGCUCGCCCUGGAGGCGGCCCUGGCCGCCCUGGUGCCCGCCGCCGCGACCUGGAGGGACCUCGUCGUCGACGACGCCAACCAGUCCGUCGUCAUGGUGGAGCCGGCCGACGACGAGGGGGCGACGGUGCCGUGCGCGCACGGCUACGCCUUCGACUACUCACAGUACGCUACUACGGUCGUGACCGAGUGGGACAUGGUGUGCGACCGGGACUACCACUCGACCCUCGCACUGGUGCUGCUCGCCGUUGGUGGCCUCGUCGGCAACUACAUCUUCGGCUACCUCCAGGACUCGAUCGGGCGCCGGCCCGCCUUCUUCAUCUACCUGCUCAUCGAGUGCGCCUUCGGCAUCGCCACCGCCUUCGCGCACGACUUCAUCUCGUGGACGGCGUUCCGCAUCGGCGUGGGCUUCACCGUGCCGGCCAUCAUGGGCACGCCGUACGUGCUCGCGAUCGAGCUGGUGGGCCCCUCCAAGCGGACGGCCGUCACCAUCCUCAGCAACAUCGCCUACUCGCUGUCGCUCGUGGCGCUGGCCGGCGUGGUGUACCUGGUGCGGGACUGGCGGCAGCUCGCCCUCGCCACCUCCGUGCCCUUCGUCAGCUUCUUCCUGUACUGGUGGGUGCUGCCUGAGUCCCCGCGCUGGCUGCUCGCCCGCGGGCGCUACCAGGAGGCGGAGGCCAUCCUCAAGCUCAUGGCGCGGGUGAACGGGCGCGCGCUGCCGCCCAACUACCUCUCUCAGCUUAUGCGCAAGUUCCAGAUGGAGAGUGCGCCGCCGGGCGCCGGGCCCGACCAGCCCGCGCCAUGUUUAGAGAGCGUAGAGCGCAGCUACGGCGUGCUGGACCUGGUGCGCACGCCCAACCUGCGCCGCAAAACCCUCAUCAUCACCUUCAUAUGGUUCACCAACACUAGCGUGUACGUCGGUCUCUCCUACUACGCGCCCGUCCUCGGCGGCGACGAGUUCCUCAACUUCUUCCUCGCCGGCGCCGUGGAACUGCCCACCUACCUGUUUCUGUGGCCGGCCAUGCUGCGGUGGGGCCGGCGGGUGGCGCUGUGCGUCUCCAUGGUGGUGGGGGGCACGGCCUGCCUCGCCACAGUCCUCGUGCAGAACGGUAAGACGGACAGGGAAAAGGUCAACGGUUACGUUCGGGUUGCAGCCAACACCUUGUGUUGCCGCUCGAGCAGCAGGCGGGGGCGGCGGCAGCGUUCAAUACUACCGGAAAUGGUGGCGGACUCCGCGCUGCAGGAACCCAAGGGCGCGCUCGGCGGCUCCCCCAUCUCCAGACUCGGCAAGGACUUGACCUUCUCGCCCUUCUCGACGCCCAACGCGACGGACGCCACCUCCUCGACGGACGUGACCUCGGACACCACCGUGCCGGGCGGAGACCUCGGCGUAUCGGCCGUAUGA
Messenger RNA from Frankliniella occidentalis (western flower thrips), 2140 nucleotides. RefSeq names its product beta-alanine transporter-like. The transcript has 11 exons. Gene Ontology annotation, molecular function: transmembrane transporter activity. Gene Ontology annotation, cellular component: membrane. The record is from RefSeq and is a predicted model, not a curated record. Bases 422 to 2140 code for a protein of 572 amino acids. Lineage: Eukaryota; Metazoa; Arthropoda; Insecta; Thysanoptera; Thripidae. Gene Ontology annotation, biological process: transmembrane transport.